Molecule: messenger RNA, 2639 nt
Organism: Fusarium oxysporum Fo47
Lineage: Eukaryota; Fungi; Ascomycota; Sordariomycetes; Hypocreales; Nectriaceae
Product: phosphoenolpyruvate synthase
Exons: 1
Coding region: 93-2486 (797 amino acids)
Biological process (GO): pyruvate metabolic process; phosphorylation
Molecular function (GO): pyruvate, water dikinase activity; ATP binding
Source: RefSeq, a predicted model, not a curated record
CUUGAAUCCUUAUGCUUAUCAGAUAAACAAGGCUCAGGUUCUCAGUUCACAUUUUGGAGACUUGAUAUACAUGACUCAAACAAGUAUCAAUCAUGAGUGACGACUGGACCAACGAGCCUCUGGUUCUCGAUUUUGAGCAUCUCGCUCGAGGCGACGUCGGCUUAGUCGGUGGCAAGAAUUCUUCUCUGGGUGAGAUGAUUCGAGCCCUCGGGCCCAAGGGAAUUCCAGUGCCACCAGGCUUCGCGACAUCAUCCUAUGCCUACUGGCACUAUGUCGACGCCAACAACAUCCGGGGCAAGAUCGAUGAACUCGUCGAUCAAUGGCAGUCUGGCCAUCAAACGCUUGCUGAGAUAGGUCACGCCAUACGCAUCCUGUUCCUGCGUGGAACGUGGCCGGCUGAUACUGCAGAGGCCAUACUGUCUGGAUAUCGCGACUUGUGCGAUAAAGCCGGGGUUGAUGAUCUAAGUGUUGCAGUGCGAUCUAGUGCAACGGCUGAAGACCUUCCUGACGCGAGCUUCGCUGGACAGCAGGAGACGUACCUAAAUAUCCAGGGGAGCGAAGCGCUGCUCGAUGCUUGUAGACGAUGUUAUGCUUCGCUUUUUACAGAUCGAGCUAUCAGCUAUCGCCAUAUCAAGAAGUUCAAUCAUGGAAACGUGGCUCUCUCCAUUGGGAUCCAGCAGAUGGUUCGCUCUGACAUCGGCGGCGCAGGUGUCAUGUUCUCUAUCGAUACAGAGAGCGGCUUCGACAAGAUCAUUCUCAUCAAUGCUGCAUGGGGCCUUGGCGAGAAUGUCGUUCAGGGUACUGUCAACCCAGAUGAGUACCAGAUCUUCAAACCUCUCCUAUCUAAUGAGAAGCUAUCGCCGAUUCUGAGCAAGAAGCUCGGCGACAAGGCGAUCAAGAUGGUGUACGGGGAUAAGUGCGUACGAACACGCAAUGUCCCUACAUCCAGGGCCGAGCGAGCUGCCUAUGUUCUAAAAGAUGAAGAGAUUCUCCAAUUGUCACGAUGGGCAUGUCUUAUCGAGGAGCAUUACAGCUGCCCGAUGGAUAUGGAGUGGGCUAGAGAUGGCUCUUCUGGCAAACUCUACAUCGUGCAGGCCAGACCUGAGACGGUGCAGUCUCGCCGUGACACGGCAGCCUUCAAGACCUACACGGUCGGAGAACGUGGCCACACCUUGACCACAGGGCUGUCUAUUGGCGACAAGGCAGUUGCAGGGCGGAUCUGCCUGCUCACCUCGGUCUCGGACAUAGACAAGUUUAUCGACGGCUCGAUCCUGGUGACUGAGGCUACGGACCCUGACUGGGUGCCUGUCAUGAAGCGAGCUGCCGCAAUCGUCACCGAUUACGGUGGGCGGACCUCUCACGCCGCGAUUGUCAGUCGGGAACUGGGUGUUCCAGCGGUAGUUGGUACUGGAAACGCAACCUAUGUUCUGCACACUGGUCAAGACGUCACUGUGUCAUGUGCAGAAGGCGAUUCGGGUCUUGUCUAUGAUGGAAUCUCGGAGAUCACCACCCAGAUGGUACACAUAUCCGAGCUCCCUUCUGUCCGAACAAAGAUCAUGCUGAAUCUGGCCAACCCCUCAGCUGCGUACCGCUGGUGGAGGCUCCCAGUUGAUGGUAUUGGACUUGCUCGUAUGGAAUUCGUGGUCAGCAAUUUUAUCCGGGUCCAUCCCAUGGCUCUCAUUCAUUAUGAUCAUCUUGAGGAUGAAGCAGCCAAGAAAGAGAUCACCAAUCUUACUGCAGGCUAUACUUGCAAGCCUGAUUACUUUGUGGAUAAGUUGGCAUCUGGCCUCGCAACGCUUUGUUCUUCUGUCUACCCCAAACCAGCCAUUAUUAGGAUGAGCGAUUUCAAGACGAAUGAGUACGCUCGCCUGAUAGGCGGUGCUGAGUUUGAACUUAAGGAGGAGAACCCCAUGAUCGGAUUUCGCGGGGCCUCACGUUACUACUCGCCUCGCUACAAGGAGGGCUUUGCCCUAGAAUGCCGUGCUGUUAAAAAGGUUCGAGAGGAAAUGGGACUCACCAAUGCCAUUGUCAUGAUUCCCUUUUGUCGAACAGUCAAAGAAGCCCGAAAGGUGCUAGACAUAAUGGAAGAGAAUGGACUGAAGCGAGGGGAGAACGGCCUCAUGGUUUAUGUGAUGUGCGAGAUCCCUUCCAAUGUCAUCCUGGCCUCGAGCUUUACCCAGCACUUUGACGGCUUCUCCAUUGGGUCCAAUGAUCUGGCUCAGCUCACCCUCGGUGUAGACCGAGAUUCUGGGGAGUUAGCGAGCUUGUUCAACGAACAGGAUGAGGCUGUAAAGUGGAUGAUUGCUAGAGCCAUUACAGUGGCUCGCCGAGAGGGCUGUAAGAUUGGGCUUUGUGGCGAGGCACCAAGCAACCAUCCUGAAUUUGCAAAGUUCUUGGUUAAUGCGGGGAUUGAUUCCAUCUCUGUCAGCCCUGAUAGUUUUGUUCAGGUUAUGAAACAUGUAGUGGCUAGUGAGAAGGGCUUGUAAUUAUUGAUUUAUCUAUUGCUAGUGAUAUCGAUAUCGUAUCUUGUUCAUAAGCCGAUGGUUUGACGCUGUUACAUCAGAUGCGGAGUGGAAACUACUGUCACUCUUGCUUUCAAUGUGCCUUCAAAAAGAAUGGUCUUCCUUACGAACCUGGAG